This is a messenger RNA of Perca fluviatilis (European perch), 2010 nucleotides long. Its product is annotated as deoxyribonuclease-2-beta-like. Gene Ontology annotation, biological process: apoptotic DNA fragmentation. The transcript is spliced from 9 exons. Gene Ontology annotation, molecular function: deoxyribonuclease II activity. Lineage: Eukaryota; Metazoa; Chordata; Actinopteri; Perciformes; Percidae. The record is from RefSeq and is a predicted model, not a curated record. The coding region runs from base 203 to 1702 and encodes 499 amino acids.
CAAACUGUUUCUGUGAAAUCAUGUGACCACAGAGCGUCCUCCCUCUCUACAGAUAUAUAAACUGCUCUCUGCCUCCUCAACAUCACAGACCAACAACACAGACAGUUUCUGUAGUCUGUGUGUCAACAAGCUUCAGGAACUUCAGAUCCAUUUCUCUGGACCUCUUUCUGGGUUGACCAGGACUUCAAAAACUCAGGGAGUUAUGUGGAGGAUUUUCCUGAUGGUCAGUCUGCUCUGCUGGAGCGCUGACGGACAAAGAGUGACCUGCAGAGACGAAACGGAUGAACCAGUGGACUGGUACAUCAUCUACAAGGCACCCAGACUGAAUAACAUCGGAACUACAGGUUUGGAAUAUCUUUACAUUGAUUCAGCUGGGAAGAAAGAGGAGACCUUAGAUCCCCAGAAGCUCAUCAACCAUCCUGAAGGUGUCCUGGCAAACACCCUGCGGCCCAUUUUUACCACAUCAAUGACAGACAACUUUGGAUUCAUCACCUACAGCGAUCAACCUCCAGGAUGUAAUGCUUUUGCUGAGUAUGGCCACAGUAAAGGAGUUGUGAUGAUGGAUAAAACUACAGGAGUCUGGCUCUUACACAGUCUACCACAGUUCCCUUUCAAAAGAGAUCCAGAGAAGUUCUGGCCACGCAGCGGAGCAGCGAAUGCUCAGACGUUUAUCUGUGUAACAUUCAACUACGACCAGUUCCAACACAUAGGUCAACACCUGCUGGACAUCGCAGCUUUCCCGUUUGAUCAUCAUAUUCCAACUGGUUUCCAUGACCAGCUUAAACAGGCUACAGAGAAAGACUUGGAGGAAAGACCAAGACGUGACGCAAAUCAAAUUAAAACCCAGCUCCUGACAUCAGCAGGAGUAACAUCAGAAGGAUUAACAGGAACAAGAAGACAGUUUCGUAGCUUUGCUAAACGCAAAAUUGAUAUACGUACAGCAGGAGGAGAGAGGAUACUUGAUGACAACAUAUUUGAUGGAGAUCUUUACCUCGCUAUUGCAGAGCGUUACCAGACUCAUGUGAGAGUCCAGACCUGGCACAGCGAGAAUGAAGCUUGCCGCAGUGGAAAAUAUGAAGUGAUCAGAAUUGCAUCUUUAAAAGCUUAUCUAAAAAACAUUAAUCUGGGUAAGAGGCUGGUUAAUUGGGAGGCUGGUAAUGAUCAUUCCAAGUGGUGUGUAGGUAAAGAUAAUAAUAAUGAUUUGAUCUGUAUCGCUGAUGUAAACAGAGCAGUCACCCAAUACAAAAGGCCGGGGGGUGGACUGUGCUUUAGACAUAAAGAGGCAAGUGACCUAUUUAAAGAUGUUAUUGCUGGAACUGAGGAGUGCCCAAGACUAACCCCUAACUGUCCCUAUAAGCGUCGCCGCAUCAACCGUGACACUGACUCUUACUCUGACUGUGUCUCUGACCCUGGAGACUCUGUCUCAGUCUCUGACCCUGGAGACUCUGUCUCUGUCCCUGAGCCUGGAGACUCUGUCUCUGACCCUGGAGACUCUGUCUCUGUCCCUGAGCCUGGAGACUCUGUCUCUGACCCUGGAGACUCUGUCUCUGUCCCUGAGCCUGGAGACUCUGUCUCUGACCCUGGAGACUCUGUCUAUGACUCUGACUCUGACUCUGAGUCUGGAGGAUACCGGGACGUGAUCGUCCACCUCCCCCAGGCUCCCUGGUAUUACAUAAAGAGAGUUAAAGGAAAGCGUUCUUAGUGUGAGAGGUUAUUGUGAUUGUUGGUUGCUCUAUUUUGCAUGUAGAGAUUUACACCAUGAACAUGUGUAUAAUUACAUUUAAUAAUUAUACCAUUCAAUAGCAAAUGAACGCAGAAUAUUUUGAGCUGCAAGGCUUAUACUCUGUGCAUGUUGUGCCAAAGUGAUUAAGAAAAAAUGUGACAAGGUCAUGCUGUUAUACUCAUAACAUUGGUUUGUAGUCUGCCAUUAAGAAGAAGAGAAACCCAGGAUAUAUGCUUGUCAAGUCUCUUCUGAUUGUUGUGCAGAUUAAAAAUAAAGAACUGGAUUCA